Messenger RNA from Durusdinium trenchii, 2718 nucleotides. NCBI's taxonomy places the organism in Eukaryota, Dinophyceae, Suessiales, Symbiodiniaceae. The record is from the annotation of a GenBank genome assembly.
AUGGAAAGACAAGUGGAGGAUUUGGUGGAAGCCACAAGACAAGGAGAAAUCGGCAACCAAGACUCGAUCAUCAGAAGCAUGUUAGAAGACCGGACUGCAGAUGGAAAGCAUGUUCGCUACGGAGCUUUGUAUGGGCAUGUGGUGAAUUUGAUGAUUGCAGGACACGAGACUACUGCGGCCACCUUGGGUUUUACCCUUCAGCUUUUGGCUGAGAACCCGGAGUACGAAGCUCGAGCAUUGGAAGAGGUGCGGCAAGUGCUGAACGGCCGCGCAGAGCCCUCAGUGGAUGAUGUGCCAAAGCUCCAGUUCGUGGAGCAAUGCUUCCGUGAAGCCCUGCGACUCUAUAGCCCGGUCACGAGCCUCACUCGCGACGUGGCCUACGACACGCUUUUGGGAGGCCAUCGAGCCUUCCAGGGUGAAAGGAUCGUGGUGGUGACCCGCGCGCUGCACACUAAUCCUGAGUACUGGGGUGGUGAAUUUGGAGAUCCGUUGCGCUUCAAUCCGGACCGCUUCUCUCCUGAGGCGGUACAGAAUCGACAUCCAAACGCCUACCACCCCUGGGGCUUCUCCACCCGUGCCUGCAUCGGAAGUCAGUUUGCUCUCUUUGAAGCAAAGACCUUCUUGGCGUCAAUGUUGAUCCACUUCCGCUUGCAAGGCAUCCCAGGGUACAAGCUCGUGGCCUCCACUGAAGCUGGUGGUGCAGCCCCAUCGCCUGAUAACCUAGCCUUUCAGGUUUUCCCCAGGCCCGGCGGGCCGCUGUGGUCUGACAAGGGUCUCAUGCAGCCACUGCCAGCAUUCUCAGCACCGGAGGUUGUCAAAGCAGCUCAGCCAGCAGAGAAGUCAGAGAUGAAUGGUGCUACGCGCGCGAAGACAGGGCCAGUGAUGAAGGUACUUUAUGGUUCCAACUCUGGUUCCAGUCAAGACUUUGCCAGCCAAGUCGAAGCUGCGGCAGGUCGAAGCGGCUUCCAGUCUUCGCUUCACUCGAUGAAUCAGGGUGUCUCCGAAGAGCUUUUGGUGCCAGAUGGACGCUUGGUCAUCAUUGUCACCUCUACGUACAACGGCAUGCCGCCUGACAAUGCGGGUAAGUUCAAGAAGUGGCUUCAGACUCAGAAACCCGACUCCUUGCAAGGGCUGAAAUAUGCAGUCUUUGGAGUGGGAAACUCCCAAUGGCAUACAUACCAGCAGUUCCCACGUGAGGUCGACGCUGCCUUGAACAGUCUCGGCGGCGCCCGUCUUUGUGAUUUGGGCGCGUGCGAUGUAGAUGGAGCAUCCUUUACCUCUGAUUUUGAGGAUUGGUUGUCCAAUUUGUUGCAAACCAUCGGCGCUGCAGAGAGCACAGACCACGACGAGGGCCUUACUGGAAUUGACGAGUUUGUGGUGGCAACGCAUGCGGAUGGUGUGAAGAUAAUGAAGGAACCAGGCAUUGUUCUUGCAGCCAUCAAAGAGGGUAAGGAGGCUGCAGCCAAGGCACUUGGCUUGACUGAGCCUGUUGAUACCCAUCUGAAAGCCUUAGAGAUUGUUGAGUCGCCCAGAGAGCUUUGCCAAAAGCCUCAAGACCGAAGUGUGCGCCACGUGACCCUGCGACUCCCCACAGGCUCAAAGUAUCGCGCUGGUGAUCAUCUAGAGAUGCUGCCACCCAAUGACCCAGCCUUGAUCUCGAUGACCAUGGAGGCAUUGAACUUCGACAAGGACGCUGUGGUUUGCUGGGACCCAGCAAAGCGCCAGAAGAAGUUCCGCAACUUGGUGCUGGAAGAGACAGUCUGGGCCAAGAUGCCAGCAAUGUACAUCACAGUCUCCGUGGUGAUGCAGUGGUUCCCAGAUUUGGCCAGCACACCAGAUCGAAAGAUCUGUGGGUUGCUCGCCGAAAGAGUCACUUCAGCGGAGGCCAAAGAGGAGCUCCAGUCUUUGGCCAAGGACGCAGAGAAGUACAAGGCCAAGGUCUCUUCUUUGAACUUGUCAUUGGCCGAGCUGUUGUACAAGUUCAAGGGCCAGUUUAACUGCAGCCUGGGCGAGUUUGUAGCCAUCGCCAAGUCCCUUGCCAUUCGUCGCUACAGCGUGUCUUCCUCCCCAUCAGCUCCUGGCGCCGAUCCAAACGUGGUCACGAUCACUGUUGGACAAGUGAAGUUCACCACUGGCACUGGAAGGGUCCACCACGGCUUGGCCUCCACCUGCCUUGGUCAGCUACCGGUCGGAGGUUGCAUCCCAGGAAAUGUGCGCACUUUGCAGUCAGACUUUCACCUGCCGGAGGACAAGUCGGCACCGAUCAUCAUGGUUGGUCCUGGAACCGGAUUGGCGCCAAUGAUGGGUUUCUUGCAGGAACGUGAAGCGUUGUUGAAGAAGAAGGAGAAGCUGGGAGAGGCGAUUCUCUUCUUUGGCUGCCGUGCUCGUGACGCAGACUACCUCUAUGAGAAAGAGCUGGAAGCACACUUGAAAUCUGGAGCCCUUUCCACCCUGCACGUGGCCUUCAGUCGGGAAGCCGGUCAAAAGGUCUACGUGCAAGACAAGAUUUGGGAGCAACGCGCGGAGGUUUGGCGUGUUUUGUCAAACCCCAAAUCGAUGGUCUUCAUUUGUGGAGAUGCUCGUGCCAUGGCACCAGAUGUGAAGCGAAGCUUCCAGCGUGUCAUUGAGAGUUGUGGCGGAAGAAGUACCUCAACGGCUGCAAAUUUGCUGGCUAGCAUGGUUGAGGCAAGCCGCUAUUUGGAAGAUGUUUGGGCGUAG